This is a messenger RNA of Brassica napus (rape), 5391 nucleotides long. RefSeq lists its product as uncharacterized. Gene Ontology annotation, biological process: DNA repair; telomere maintenance. The record is from RefSeq and is a predicted model, not a curated record. The transcript is spliced from 17 exons. Bases 1 to 5391 code for a protein of 1796 amino acids. NCBI's taxonomy places the organism in Eukaryota, Viridiplantae, Streptophyta, Magnoliopsida, Brassicales, Brassicaceae. Gene Ontology annotation, molecular function: DNA helicase activity.
AUGACGACAUUUGUUCCUCUCACAAAACUCAGGCCAUUCAAAGACAACUGGAGAAUUCAAGUGAAAUGUUUACAUUCAUGGAAGCAAAAUACACCUUUUGCAGGUGAUACUUUCGAGAUGGUCUUAGCAGAUCAAUGGGGUAACAAGAUCCAUGCUACUAGCAAACGAUCUCUCAUGCAACGGAUUCAACGUGUCUUACCUAUAGAUUCAUGGGGGGUUAUUGAACAUGUUACCGUCACUCCGGCUGGUGGUCAAUAUCGAACUACCAACUACAAAUACAAGAUGGUUAUAGCAGAAGACGCUGUGCUGUCAAGAUCAGAUUUAGCUGAUGAUAGAAUUUUCCUAUCUCUUGCUAAUUAUGAAGAAAUUGAAAAUGGAACAAAAAAGCAAGCUUUCCUCAUAGAUGUUAUAGGAAGAAUUCAUGAACUUGGUGAUGUCCAGACUGUUCAAGUGUCUGGCGAAGACAGAAAGAGGGUUCAGUUUCGCUUAGUUGAUGCAGAAGGAAACAAUCUAGCAUGCUGUCUCUGGGGAACAUAUGCCGAGCAACUUGAACCGUUUGCUGGCAAAGAUCAAACAAUUAUUUGUUUGAUCAGGUUUGCAAAAAUCAAGGAAUUUAGAGGAGAGCUGCAAAUCACUAAUGCUUUUGAUGCUUCACGUCUGUUCCUGGAUCCGAUGAUCCCUGAACUUACCCAUUUAACUGAAAGGCUGACAAAUGACGAUCUCUCUGUUGCUCUGGUCCAAAAACCAUCUGGAAAGAAGGAUGGUAAAAAGCAUUUAUACAACUGGAAUGAUGCUGAGAUCAAAACAAUUUCAGAAGCCGCUGAGUCCACUCAGGUGGAGAUUUGCAAAAUCAUAUGUACUAUUGAAGCAAUAGAUACAAAUUGGUCUUGGUUCUACAUUGGUUGUAACCGACACCAAAAACGUGUCAACAAGAUUCCUAAUGUGGAUUAUGGAAGGAUGACAAAGAAAGAUAAGCCUUUGUUUCGUUGUGAACAUUGUCGUUCAAAUAUCAAUACGGUUGGACCCAAAUUCAAGCUACAUUUGGUUGUCAAAGAUGACUCUGCAACAUGUAAUUUGAUGUUGCUAGGCUCUGUUGGUAAGUCUAUCGUUGCAGUGGAUGCUGAAGAAUUAUGGGAUGGCUCUUAUGAGGAGAUUGAAGAUCCAGAGAUACUACCAGAACCUAUUCUUAGUUUGGUUGGAAAGUCUUUCUGUUUUGGUAUUUCCAUAACCUCAGACAAUGUCACAAAUGGUUCAGACACUUUUGUUGUUUUAGAGAUUUGUUCUGGAGAUAAAGUUCUUACUAUCGAGACUGACUCUCAAUCUAAUUCUGAUUAUGGUCACUACUUCUUCCACCAUGUCAUCUGGAUCAGGUUCAUUGAUACAGAUAGCCAGCAAGUUUUUGAAUGUUCUUCUCUAGAGAAUACUGAUACUGAAAAUGGGGAUUCUGAUUUAGAUGAUCCUAUGGAUUAUGAGCCAGAGGUUGAGCCAAACAAUAGUGAGAGAGUGGCACCUAAUUCAGAUCACAUUGUUGGUGUUGUAAAGGCGCCAAAACCUCCUAACCAAAAGUGUUUUAGUGAAAACGAGUACUUAGAUGAAGGUGAUCCGGACUACAACUGUUCUCAUUGUGGUGCUAUCAUGUGCUUGGGUAAACGGCCAUUCCAGGUCAAGAAAAAGGAUCAUCUCAGAAAAGAUAUUAUAGAGACUUUGAUGAAGAUGUUGAAUGAAGUCAACCCAUAUGUUAAAAAGUUUAGAUCAGCCAGAGACCGCUUCAAUACAGAUCCUGAAAAUUCUUUUCAUAUGAGGAUUGUUAGUGAGAGGUUAAAGGAUGGAAGGACGUAUAACACACCCACAGCCUCUGAGGUUGUUGCGCUGAUUCCUGGAGAUUUUAGUCUUGAUAUGGACAGAAGGGAUAUUGUUCUUCAAAAAAAUUCAGGAAAACUACUGAGGAUAAACGAGAUUCAUGCUUCAUAUCUUGCACUUCAGUAUCCUCUUUUGUUUACAUAUGGUGAAGAUGAAUUCAGACUUGGUAUUAAGAAAGGAGCAACAGAGAAGACAAAAAAACAGAAGAAGCCUAAUAUCAGUAUGAGGCAAUGGUUUGCUUUUCGCCUGCAUGAGCGUAAGAACGAAUCGCAUUCUCUCCUACAUUCUAGAAGACUAUUUCAGCAGUUUGUGGUGGAUGCCUUCACAACAAUUGAGUCUAAUCGGUUGCGAUAUCUGAAGUUAAACCAGCCUUCUUUGCGAUCAGAUAGCUAUGACUCUAUUAAAGAAUCUGAGAACGCAGGAAAAGUGGAUAUGAAUGAGCAAGGAACUGAGUUUACAUUACCAGCUUCAUUCGUAGGGAGUCCUAGAUAUAUGAAGAAUUGCUACUUGGAUGCUAUGGCAAUAUGUAAGCAUUUUGGAUUCCCUAAUUUUUUCAUCACUUUCACAUGUAAUCCCAAAUGGCCAGAGAUCACAAGAUAUGUUAAGGCAAGGAAGCUAAAGGCUGAAGAUAGAUCAAACAUUAUCUGUAGGAUUUUCAAGAUCAAACUUGAUUCAUUGAUGGAUACUCUAACCAAAAAAAAUAUUUUGGGAGAGACACAGUCAUCUAUGUACACAAUUGAGUUCCAGAAACGGGGUUUACCACAUGCUCACAUUCUCUUAUUCAUGAAGAAGUUAAAGAAGCCUACAACAGACGAUAUUGACAACUUCAUUUCCGCUGAGAUUCCUAACAAGAAGGAUGAACCAGAACUGUAUGAGGUCAUUAAAGAUAUGAUGAUUCAUGGUCCAUGUGGACGAGCUAAUACUAAUUCUCCAUGUAUGGAGAAUGGCCGUUGCUCUAAGUCAUUUCCUAAAUCAUUUUCUGAGAAGACUACUAUUAAUAAGGAAGGAUUUCCGGUUUACAAGAGGCGUGAGCAGUCAGAGAACUUUGUUAUGAAGAAUGGAGUGAGAUGUGACAAUCGGAGUGUCAUUCCUUACAACCGGAAGUUAUCUCUUCUUUACAGAGCUCAUAUCAACGUCGAGUGGUGCAACCAAGUUGGGUCUAUAAAGUAUUUAUUCAAAUACAUUAAUAAAGGACAGGAUCGUGUCACAGUUGCUGUUGAACCACCAGACAACAUUGUUGCAAGUGAGUUAGGAGAUGUUGAGCUUAAUAAAGAGAAUCUUGAUAAGAAAAGGAAUGAACUCAAGGAAUUCUUUGAUUGCAGAUACGUGUCAACGUGUGAAGGAACUUGGAGAGUAUUCAAAUUUCCUAUUCACUAUCGAUCAACUGCUGUUGAGAAGCUUAGUUUCCAUCUACCCGGAAAGCAAGUUAUUACAUUCAAAGGAAAAGACAAAUUGAAGGCAGUUGUCACCCGGAAGCUCAUUCAAAAUACAAUGUUCUUAGCUUGGUUUGAGUUGAACAAGAUUGACUCCUUCGCAAGAACAUUGACCUAUGCUCAGAUCCCAAGCUUCUAUACUUACGACAAAAGGUCAAAGAAGUUCAACAUAAGGAAACGGGGAUUUGCUUUGGGGAGGAUUAACUAUGCUCCUAGGAGCCAAGAAGAUGCUUAUUACUUGCGUGAGUUGUUGAAUGUUGUCAGAGGACCCACAAGUUAUGAGGACAUUAAAACAUACCUAGAUGUUCUCUAUCCGAGCUACAAAGAAGCAUGUUAUGCUCGUGGGUUAUUAGAUGAUGAUCAGGAGUACAUUGAUGACAUAGUAAGAAGAAGUUUUGAGAGCACAGCAAGUGAGCUGCGGAAAGUGUUUGUUAUGAUGCUUAUGAGUAACACUUUGUCUAAACCAGAGUCUGUAUGGGAAAACACUUGGAUGUUUUUGUCUGAAGAUAUCGAGCACUCUAGGAGAAUAAAUUUUAAUAGACCUGGUCUGUUGUUGAGUGAUGACGACAAAAAGAAGUAUGCUUUACUUGAGAUUGAAAAAAUAUUGAAAAGGUCUGGAACUUCUCUCGCCAAAUUUGAUAAUAUGCCUAGACCGCCAAAGACAAGUAGCCACGAUGAAAAUGUUUUGGUGCUAGAUGAACGCAGCUAUGAGCGAUCUGCUUUGUUAGAGACUCUUCGAAGAGAUCUUCCGAAGAUGACAUGCGAGCAAAGAAAGAUAUAUGAGGAGAUUCUUUCUGCUGUUAAUAAAGAAGAUGGUGGAAUGUUUUUUGUGAGUGGUUUUGGUGGAACAGGGAAAACUUUCCUAUGGAAAUUGCUUUCUGCAGCUAUCAGAUCUAGAGGAGAUAUUGUUCUAAACGUGGCUUCAAGCGGCAUUGCAUCAUUGUUGUUGCCUGGUGGUCGGACAGCACAUUCCAGAUUCGGCAUUCCUCUAAAUCCAGACGAGUUUUCUUCAUGUACAAUGAAGCAUGGAAGUGACCAAGCUAAUUUAGUGAAAGCAUCAUCACUUAUCAUCUGGGAUGAAGCCCCUAUGAUGAGCAAGCAUUGUUUUGAGGCUUUAGAUAAAAGUUUAUCUGAUAUUGUUCGGAAACACGACACCCAACCAUUCGGUGGAAAGGUUAUCGUUUUUGGUGGUGAUUUUAGGCAGGUUUUGCAUGUUAUAAAUGGUGCUGGAUUGUCACAAGCAGAGGCAGAAGAUCUUAAAGAAUUUUCAGAGUGGAUAUUAAAAGUUGGUGAUGGUAAACUAUCAGAGACUAAUGAUGGUGAGGCAGAGAUAGAAAUUCCCUCUGAAUUUUUGAUUACAGACUGUAAUGAUCCUAUAGAAGCAAUCAGCGAAGAGAUUUAUGGCACAUCAACUUCAUUGCAUGAAAAGAAAGAGGCCAAGUUUUUUCAAGAGAGAGCUAUCCUCUGUCCAACUAACGAGGAUGUAAAUACAGUUAAUGAUUAUAUGUUGGACAAGCUAGAAGGUGAGGAAAAAACUUAUAACAGUGCUGAUAGCAUUGAUCCUGCAGAUACAAGUUCUGUGAACAAUGAAGCUCUUAGUGCGGAUUUUCUAAACACAAUUAAGGUUCCUGGUUUACCAAACCAUAGUCUUAGACUAAAGGUUGGUUGUCCUGUUAUGGUUCUGAGAAACAUAGCUCCUUCUGAUGGCUUAAUGAAUGGGACGAGACUGCAGAUCACUCAGCUAAUGGAUUUUAUGGUUCAAGCUAGGAUUAUAACAGGAGAGAGGAUUGGGGAGAUAGUUGAUAUUCCUAGAUUGCUAAUAACCCCUUCUGACACCAGAUUGCCUUUCAAAAUGAGAAGAAGACAACUGCCUCUUGCUGUGGCUUUCGCAAUCACAAUCAACAAAAGUCUAGGGCAAUCACUAUCUCAAGUAGGUCUUUAUCUACCAAGACCUGUAUUUUCACAUGGUCAGUUAUAUGUUGCUGUUUCUAGAGUGACUUCCAAAAGGGGAUUGAAAAUUCUGAUUUUAGACGAAGAUGGGAAACCACAAAAACAAACUAAGAAUGUAGUUUUCAAAGAAGUUUUCGACAACCUUUAA